ACUCGGGCCGGAGUCUGGACGGUCGAUAUCGUGGCUUUUAUAUAGAUACAACAACAACAAAAAUGACUUUGACCUCAAAACUUCGAUUAUUUGUUAAUAAUAUAAAUUCUAUUAUUCUGAAGAUAAGUGGAACACACCAAACACCAGGUUUACCUGCUCUUUGUGUGGUUGAAUGCCCCAGUCUCAGAGAUGAAAAGUACAGCUCUCCCUCCGACAUAUUGGCGAGCAUUUUUGAACCCAUCAUGCGGUGGGUCAAUCCAAGAAACCGUAGGACAGUAGAGCGUCGAUUAACAAGAAAAAACCUUCUUCCACAGAUGAAAGAUGCAAGGCCGAAGAAGAACAUUAUCAUCUGCUUACACUGCGGGAGACCUCAUGAAAUUCAAACAUUAUGUGGAUACUGCUACAGCAAAGUGAGGGUGGAAACUAAGAAGCUCCAGGAACAGAACAAGAUGAUCAAAGACCAGCUUAAUAAGUUCAAGACAGAGGUGGCCUUCCUUUACAGAGGUGAAAACAAGAACGAUGUAAAGGACCAUAAGAAGAAAUAUUUUGUUGAAGUCGAUAGAGAACGACCUGAAUGGUUUGCAAAGGAACUUAUGGUGAAAUAUAAGGGUGAAAGCUGAAUGUGAAGUUUAAAAUGAUUUGGGAACGGGUAAAAAUAAUUGUCAAGAUUGGUUAUAAAUCUAUAAUUUGAUAAAUUUCAAGUUCAAUUUGCCAGAAAAAUUAUCGAUUAUCAUGUUUUUAAAAUAUGAUUGCACUUUUAUAAAUGCUAUAUGUGUUACAAUGUUAAGAGCAUGGUGCACUUUGUGAUAACUUGAGAUUUUACUUUUUCCUGAGUUAAUAAUAGAAUAUAGAAAAUUCUUGAUCAA
Dreissena polymorpha is the source of this 866-nucleotide messenger RNA. RefSeq names its product 39S ribosomal protein L32, mitochondrial-like. Bases 63 to 620 code for a protein of 185 amino acids. The transcript has 3 exons. Lineage: Eukaryota; Metazoa; Mollusca; Bivalvia; Myida; Dreissenidae. The record is from RefSeq and is a predicted model, not a curated record.